GAAUUUGGCACAUUUCGGAAAUUUUUUGCAAUACAUUAUCAGUCAAACUGCACCGUUUACAAUUCCUCUCUAUUUCGAUUUAUUACAAUUUAUUCCAACCAUGGUAUUAGAUAAGAGAACUCCGACUGUGAGCGGUGCCGACCAUUCAGCCAUCCCGAAAAAGAAUGAUCACGUCGAUGCUUCCUACCGCUCUAGUGUGGAGCGUUCAUAUCUCGAAAAAACCAUCGAAAUGCGAAUACGUAAUAAUACCUACCAAAGAUACAACAUUAUAUAUCCCCAACGGGGGGAGAGAAGCGCCGGGCCGUCGUCGUUGGCGCAGCACCGUCCCGAAAUUUGCCGCCACCGUAACGGGGAAUGUCAGCUGAAGUCGUCUUACAUAAAGAGCUCGUCGGUCAACAUGCAAGACCUGCACAUUUUACUCUUCACGGACGGGGAGCUCGACAUUGACAAAGUCCUUUGCUUAUAUCUGCUGACUGCUCACAAGACGGAGACGCUGGGCAUGCCGCCGAAAACGCCACGGCAGAGUUUCAAGGCCCGCCAGCUGUCACCGUUGGAGAGAUUGAUCGGACGCGCCAAACGAAGGAGCUGUGUCCGCCAAAAAGUCUUUAAAAACCUACCACUCUUCCUCUUAGAGCUCCCGGCCAUGCCUAAUAAACCUGAACCUAAACGGGACCCACGCCUAGAAGACAAGGUGAUUGUCAAUACCAAAAUCAUGCGUAUCAUCAACUCAGUUAAAAUCGCGCUGGAAGUGAGCAAUCCGGAAAUGAUACGGAAAUUCAUGUAUCUGGCACAUGACAGGACUCGCAUUGAGAACGCGAUGAUGCAGCCCAAGAUGGAAGCCUUCUAUAGAUCCCUACAUGGUCAAAACAUCAUCUCCUGUUGCGAAUCCUUUGAAUUAGAAACAAUUCCCAAAAAGGGUUCGAUAUCGUUUCGCGUUGAUGUGGAACCCUUGGAGGAAUUAAUUCGUCUGGUGCGUAGUAACGUACUGCUGGUUCCUAGCGCCCGUACAUGGCGAGCAACACCCGCCUUAGUAGCUCCAGUUCCAGCCCCAGCUCCAGCUCCCGCUCCAAUUCCAACACCUCCCCCAUGCCCAAAAUGCGAUUGCAAGUAUAGCAGAGACGUUUCAAGCGCUGGUCCUUCCAACUCCGCCGAGCAUCUGUCCACCAUUUUGGAACCAACUGAAAAAAGUAGUUUUGCUACAACAACAUUAGACACCAUGAAGGAUAUCGCCCCCAUCGAGAAUCCAUCAUCGGUGGUGUGCAACUUGAGCAAACACGACCCAGAAUUCUUUUUGAACAUUGAUCAGUGCAGUGACGAAGACGUCGUCCAACGCGAAACGAUGAUCACACUCCAGCCGAAAAUCAUGAAAAAUCUCCAGCUGGGAUUUUCCAACAUGCAGAUCAACGAAGAUGACCACCGGACAACUUUUGAUGAGGAUCUACCACUGGAAGAGUUAGCAAUACUCCUCGAUCAAAAGGUGCGAGAGGAAGCGUCCAUGGAUUUACAAAACUUGAUGGAGAAUCUCCUGCCGGAUUCGAGCCAAUCGAAAGAAUGUGUGACCGAGGACACUGACAGACCCACAUAUGGUUCUUAUAAUGUGAAACAAACCACGUGUAUUGCAUGUUUGAAACGCUGGUCGGAACCUGCGCCUUCGCCGAAAAUUUCGAAGAUAAAACGGUUUAGACUGCCGAAAAGUGGUGAGGCUUCCUAUUUUCAUCGAGGAGCGCACAGCGCAUUUCGGACUUCCUAUCGACGGACACCACCACCACCAGAACCACUACCAAAAGAAACAGAAGAUCAACCGAUUGAAAUAAUUGAUUUGAACGAUAUGGACUUAGCUAGAAUACGUCAAGAGAUUCGCGUGGCUGAAACAGCUAAAAAACUGAAGAAGUUUUUCGAAUCGGCAUAAGAUUAUUACGACUCUGACGCAACACGCUCCACACCUCAAGCAACGACUCCAAACUAAACUUUUUCAACAAUAAUUUCAUAUUUCACAAUUACACAUUCUCGAAACCUAAUAACAUCGAUAAAUAACUUGAUUAACUCGAAAUAAAUAAAAGAAAAAAACAAGAAACAUAAUAA
Molecule: messenger RNA, 2082 nt
Organism: Dalotia coriaria
Lineage: Eukaryota; Metazoa; Arthropoda; Insecta; Coleoptera; Staphylinidae
Exons: 7
Coding region: 101-1909 (602 amino acids)
Source: RefSeq, a predicted model, not a curated record